AUGUUCAGCCAUGCCCGUUUUCUCCUCCGUCCACCUUCUUCCACUCCAGCACGCUCCAGCACUCUCUCCUUCCUCUCCACUACCGCAAACUUGCUGCCACAAUGCUGGCCAACGGCCGAUAUCCUCCCCCUCUGUGCCGCCGCGCCGUCUCUUUCCGCCGCGCAGCGGGCCCACGCACUUGCCGUCGUCCACGGCCACCUUCCCGCCAGCGUCUCCAUCUCCGCCGCCCUCAUCCUAUCGUACGCCGACCACCUCGCCCAUCCCUCCACCCUCCAAACUCUCUUCAACCAGACGGCCCCAUUCUCUCGAUCCCCUUUCCUCCACAACACCAUCAUCCGCGCCUGCACCGUACAAUCGACCGGGCCCCACAGGGAAUGGGCCUUUGGGUUUGGUUUUAUGCCGUAUAAUGAUUUGCUGAGGGAUGCCUAUCUGAGGCCUGAUGAUUACACCUUCCCUUUCGCUCUCAAGCUCUGCGCGGACUUUUCGUGUGUCUCGAAAGGCUUGGAAGUGCACGGGAGGCUGAUCAAGGCUGGUUUUGACGAGGAUGUGUUUGUGAACAAUACUCUGAUUCUUUUCUAUGGAGCCUGUGGUGAUUUAGUGGGUGCGCAGAAAGUUUUUGAUGAAAUGCCUGAAAGAGACUUGAUAUCGUGGAAUACGUAUAUUCGGGUUUUUUCGGAAAACGAGUCUCGUCUUGAGUCCUUUAGUCUGUUCAAGGAUAUGAUUUCGACAUCCGGCCUUUCGCCUAAUGUGGUCACAGUUGUGAGUGUCCUGCCAGUGUGUGCCAGGCUUGAGAAUGAUUGGUUGGUUAAGUUGAUACACUGUUAUGCAGUUAAGGUCGGCUUGGAUAGGGAAAUUAGAAUUGGCAAUGCAUUGGUAGAUGCUUAUGGUAAGUGUAGCAAUAUUGAGGCUUUAGAAGUAGCAUUCGGUGAGAUGGCUGAGAAAAAUGAGGUCACUUGGAAUUCGAUUAUCGGUGGAUUCUCGUACAGUGGCCUCAGUAGUAAUGCAUUGAUUUAUUUUAGGGCAAUGAUUGGCGCUCGCGUGAAAUUGAGCACCAUUACCAUUGCCACCAUGCUACCGACUUUGUCAGAACUAGAUUUAUUCAAGAACUGUAAAGAGCUUCAUGGUCACUGUAUAAAAGUGGACAUAGAUUCUGAUGUUUUUGUUUCAAAUGCAUUGAUUGAUAUGUACGGGAAGUGGAACCGUUUUCUUGAAGCUUCCCAUGUUUUCGAUAAGUUGGAUAACCAAAACGUUGUUUCGUGGAAUACAAUGAUUGGCACUUGUGCUCAGAAUGGGCUCGGACCGAAAGCACUAGACCUCCUCAGACAAAUGCAAGCCCGCGGUCAAAUUCCUAAUUCCGUCACCAUUACUAAUGUUCUACCUGCAUGUGCCCGAUUGGGUUCGAUUAUUCACGGGAAGGAAAUGCACGCGAGAUCCAUUCGGUCCGGGUCGGUUCUCGAUUUGUACGUCUCGAAUGCCUUAACAGACAUGUACACAAAAUGUGGCCGGAUGGAUCUUGCCCAAACUGUAUUUGACAUGUCACCAAGAGAUGAAGUAUCAUACAAUAUACUCAUAACAGGCUAUGCCCAAACAAUGGAAUCCCCAAAUUCUCUAAAGUUGUUAACCAAAAUGGAAGCCCUAGGGUUGAGUCUCGACAUUAUUUCCUACACGGGGGCCCUGUCUGCCUGUGCCAAUAUGUCGGCACUGAAUGAAGGAAAGCAAAUCCAUGCUUUUGCAAUCAGAAAAUUAUUUCACGAACGUCUUUUUGUUGCAAACUCGCUAAUCGACAUGUAUAUCAAGUGCGGGCAUAUAGAAAUAGCAAUUAAAGUGUUCGAUAGAAUCCCCAAACGGGACACAGCAUCUUGGAAUACCGUGAUUCUAGGUUUUGCGAUGCUUGGCAGAUUAGACACAGCAUUUCACCUUUUUGAAACUAUGAAAGACGACAAGAAUGUAAGAUACGACUCAGUUUCUUACAUUGCAGUUCUAUCGGCUUGUGGCCAUGGAGGAUUAGUGGAGAAGGGCAAAAGGUACUUCAACGACAUGUUGGCCCGGGGCAUAAAGCCCUCUGAAAUGCACUACGCUUGCAUGGUGGACAUUCUCGGGCGUGCGGGCCUUAUGGAGGAGGCAGUUGGGCUUAUCAAUGAGCUGCCCACUGAGCCGGGAGCGAACAUAUGGGGUGCCCUGCUUGGGGCUAGCCGGGUCCAUGGCUGCACGGAUUUGGGGUUUUGGGCUGCUGAGAAGCUUUUGGAGAUAAAGCCAGAUCAUUCGGGUUAUUAUGUGUUGCUGUCGAAUAUGUAUGCGGAGGCCGGGAGAUGGGAUGAGGCGGAUAGGAUUCGGAAGUUAAUGGGUGUGAGGAAAGUGAGGAAGAAUCCCGGGUGCAGUUGGGUUGAGGCAGAGGAUGGGGUGCAUGGUUUUGUUGCCGGUGGGAGAUUUGAUCCGUGUUUGUGGCCUGCUGUCUCGGGUUAA
Striga hermonthica is the source of this 2463-nucleotide messenger RNA. The record is from the annotation of a GenBank genome assembly. NCBI's taxonomy places the organism in Eukaryota, Viridiplantae, Streptophyta, Magnoliopsida, Lamiales, Orobanchaceae.